This is a messenger RNA of Arctia plantaginis, 312 nucleotides long. The record is from the annotation of a GenBank genome assembly. Lineage: Eukaryota; Metazoa; Arthropoda; Insecta; Lepidoptera; Erebidae.
AUGGAUUACAAUGGAGAACUGGGUACAGGCACAGUGCUUCACUGGAACUACAGAGGAUUCACUGAAUUUCCUCUAAGUCAACUUGAAGGUGACGAAGCAGAUGUCACAGAUAUAUAUUUAAAGGAAAAUCUUUUAACACGUUUACCAAGUAACAUCGGUAUUUUGGAGCAUUUAGAGAGUUUGUAUGUAAGCGGUAAUGAUAUAACCGAGCUACCAAGAGAGAUAGCGAAGUUGCGAUGUCUCAAGUGUUUAGAUGUGAGUGGGAAUAGAUUGAAGCGUAUUCCUGAUGAAAUAGGCGAAGCGCGAAUUUGA